Messenger RNA from Uncinocarpus reesii 1704, 309 nucleotides. RefSeq lists its product as uncharacterized. Lineage: Eukaryota; Fungi; Ascomycota; Eurotiomycetes; Onygenales; Onygenaceae. Bases 1 to 309 code for a protein of 102 amino acids. The record is from RefSeq and is a predicted model, not a curated record. The transcript has a single exon.
AUGAAGCUUUCCGCCGUUACUUUCCUCUCCUGCCUUGCCCUCUCCUCGGCAUGGAAGUUAGAUCUGUAUGCUAGCGACAAGCGCCAUGUCAGCACCCACGGCACCAGAGACUCUGGCUGCAAGAAUAUCGACUUCAGCCCGGCGCUCAAAGUCAACCGCGCCAAUUUCCGUCCGGCAACCAAUAACUGGCCAGACCCAGGAACCUUCGAGCUCUACGUCAACAAAAACUGCAAGAAAUUGAGCUACCGCAAUGACAAAGGCAACCAUAAAAUGACCGCCAGAACCAUUCGCAGCUACAAAGUGUAUUGA